Molecule: messenger RNA, 1912 nt
Organism: Callorhinchus milii (elephant shark)
Lineage: Eukaryota; Metazoa; Chordata; Chondrichthyes; Chimaeriformes; Callorhinchidae
Product: flavin-containing monooxygenase 5
Exons: 9
Coding region: 191-1798 (535 amino acids)
Molecular function (GO): N,N-dimethylaniline monooxygenase activity; flavin adenine dinucleotide binding; NADP binding
Source: RefSeq, a predicted model, not a curated record
GAAAAUGGGUGGGUGGGUAAUCGUUGAAUGUGAAAACUAUGCAACUGUGCUUUUGUUCGAGACUCCUCCCUGAGUUACAAAGUUCACUUUGUAAAAUGUUUGCUUUGUGAACAGCUGCUUGUAGGCUUUUGUUACAGACUGAGCGAGAUCAGAGACAGAACAACAGCUCCUUCCACUUGGUGGAGUCAGCAUGGUGAAACGAGUUGCCAUCAUUGGGGCUGGUAACAGUGGACUCACUGCUACAAAGUGCUGUUUGGAUGAAGGCUUGGAACCUGUCUGCUUUGAGAGGUCCGAUGAUGUUGGGGGCCUAUGGAAUUAUCAGGAUAAAGCAACCAAUCAGAAGGCCAGCAUCUACAAAUCUGUGAUUAUCAAUACCUCUAAAGAAAUGAUGUGCUUCAGUGAUUUUCCAAUCCCUGCACAUUAUCCAAACUACAUGCAUAAUUCCAAGAUUAUAGAAUACUUCCGGCUUUAUGCUAAGCAUUUUGAUCUGCUGAAGUACAUACGGUUUAAGCAUAAUGUAUGCAGCAUGAAGAAGCGAGCAGAUUUUUCCUCCUCUGGACAGUGGGAUGUUGUAACAAGAGACGGCGAGGACAACCUGGAAUCAGCCAUUUUUGAUGCAGUUCUGGUCUGUACUGGUCACCAUUCAGACCCCAAUUUACCUCUGAAUUGUUUCCCUGGCAUUGAAAAGUUCAGUGGCCAGUACAUGCACAGCAAGGAAUAUAAGGAUCCGGGAGCCUUUGAAGGAAAAAGGGUGAUUGUAAUUGGAAUUGGAAAUUCUGGAGGCGACCUUGCUGUUGAGAUUAGUCGGCAUGCUAAACAGGUAUUUCUUAGUACAAGAAGAGGUUCCUGGAUACUUAAUCGUGUAGGACAAAAUGGAAUCCCUGCGGAUGUGUAUUUCAGCACUCGCUUCAAUGUGUUAAUCCAAAACAUGUUACCUGUGUCUGUAUUAACUUGGCUAGUGGAAAGAAAAUUGAAUGAACGAUUUAAUCAUGCAAACUAUGGUCUACAGCCUAAGCACAGGUACGUUAGCCAACACCCAAUGGUCAAUGAUGAUUUACCAAAUCGAAUUUUAUCAGGGACUCUUCUGGUGAAACCCAAUGUGAAGCAGUUUACUGAGACCGCUGCUAUCUUUGAAGAUGGAACCGUGGAGGAAGACAUUGAUGUGGUGAUAUUUGCAACGGGAUACACCUUCUGCUUUCCAUUUCUGGAUGAGGUUGUAAAAGUUAAGAACAACCAAGUUUCGCUUUACAAGUAUGUCUUUCCACCUCAGCUGGAGCAGCCGACACUAGCCUUCAUUGGUUACAUCCAGCCCAUUGGAGCCAUCAUGCCAAUAGCAGAACUUCAGGCACGUUGGACAACAAGAGUGUUCAAAGGCUUAGUUAAACUACCUUCUGAGAGCACUAUGAUGGCAGAGAUAUUGGAGAAGAAAGAAGCAAUGGCUAAAAGAUACGUCUGUUCCUCAAGACACACUAUCCAAGUGGAUUAUAUACCCUACAUGGAUGAAUUAGCUGAGCUGAUUGGAGUGAAACCCAAUGUAAAGGAGCUGCUCCUCAGUGAUCCACGUCUGGCGUAUGAGAUUUUCUUCGGCCCAUGCACUCCUUACCAAUACCGUGUGACUGGGCCUGGGAAGUGGCCAGGAGCCAGAGAUUCUAUCCUGACCCAGUGGGACCGAAUCAUCAAGGCAACUAAAACGCGUGUUCUCGCUGACAGUGAGGAACAGCCCUCGCUCACAGUGCUCCAACUGUUGGCUGUCUUUGUAGUAUUGGCAGCUGUUCUGUUUUUCUUUCAAUUUGCUUAGGCUGAGAAGUUCCUCUCAGAUCACCACUUCUUUCUAUUAGUUUGAGGUGGAAUUUAACAUAAAUGGAGACACCUGCCAUAACAUAACAUGUAGGAGCAUGAAUAGGCCAUUCGG